AUGGAGGCGCGGCGCGACAUCCUUAAUCUAGCCGGGAUCGGGAAGGGGCAUAAAUCUUGCAGGUCCGGGCGGCUUUUGAAUCAUUUAGCGCGGCGCGGCUCGACGCCCCGCGCGACUUCCGUCCGGCACGUGCUUCGCCACCCCCCGGCCCCCCGCGGGCCGCGUUUCGCCCCCCAGCGCGGUUCGAGCCCUCCGUGCCGCGCCACCCGCGCCACGAGCGCGUCUGUCUUGCCGAGACAAAGGGGCGCUAGUGGUGCGCCUCGCACCGCACCGCAUGAUGUCGAUGUUUUUGGACAUGCGAUUUUGCGGGAAAUCGACAACGGUCCAACACUAUUGCACGACGUCCGAGCCGUCUCUAAUUUGAAUUCACGGAGACUCCGCGACGCGUCCGCCGCGUCCGCCGCGCCCGACUUAAUGAAUCGCGAGGGGGGCCCACCCGGUGGGGUGGCCGGGGGCGAUCGGACGGCCGCAUCCUCCGCGCGGAUAAGUGACGCCCGUGUUGCUCCCUACAUCGGUACA
Iphiclides podalirius (scarce swallowtail) is the source of this 519-nucleotide messenger RNA. NCBI's taxonomy places the organism in Eukaryota, Metazoa, Arthropoda, Insecta, Lepidoptera, Papilionidae. The record is from the annotation of a GenBank genome assembly.